Molecule: messenger RNA, 1158 nt
Organism: Alternaria burnsii
Lineage: Eukaryota; Fungi; Ascomycota; Dothideomycetes; Pleosporales; Pleosporaceae
Exons: 2
Coding region: 1-1158 (385 amino acids)
Biological process (GO): proteasome-mediated ubiquitin-dependent protein catabolic process
Molecular function (GO): endopeptidase inhibitor activity; proteasome binding
Source: RefSeq, a predicted model, not a curated record
AUGGUAACCCAAAAUACUACAGGCAACCCGCUGAGCUCGGGUUCGCUCGCUCUCUUCAUGGCGACGUCACUACCAAAAGGCGAUUCUCCACAGCUCAAGAACGGAACCGAAGCUGUCGCAUUGUCUGUCCACGCUGGCAUGCUUGCCGUUGGAUUCCGUCUCAUCGGACUGGGCGAAGACGAGCGCAUAGAAGCGCACGCAGACGCUGAAAACCCUGCCGCAUUACCCAAAGAAUGGAACGCAUCCUCUUCAUACGCUUUUCGAUACGCGCACGCACAAUCAGCCAUGGAGUACCUUGUCAAAGUCAACAGAUUGGGAGGCAAGGCGGUCGUCUACGCCCUGGCGCUGGGCGAUGACAAGACUACACAUUUCGAAGUUACAACCAAGGACUACAUCUCAGAAUCACAGCUACCGUUCAGUGUAUCUGAAGACGCGUCAACCGAGGACGUGUCGCAGAAGGUGCAAGAGCUCUUCAUAUCCCCAGGCAGGCUGAACGAUCUAGGCUCCCUUCUCAAGAUCUCCGUCAUCCAGAAACUGGCACCUGGGCUGAACAAGCCAGGAUAUGAGGAGGCCAGCGAGGAUCGAGAACGCACACCCACAGCAGAUCAGCAAGAACCGCAACGGGGUCAGCCUGCGAAUCCACGACAACCCCCCAACGAGCCGGAGCCUGCGCGGCCAUACCCGUUCCAUGACCCUCUCGCCGCGCGACCAGGCUCUGGGCGGCAUCUACCAGAGCCCAUACCCGGCUUUGAUGACGAACUGGAAGUAAACCGGCAACCAGGUCGCAUGCCUGGUAAUAAUCCUAUCAAUAUCGGCCACGACGACUUGUACCCACAAGGUCUUGGACCGAACGAUCCUCUCAGACCACACUUAGCAGGCGGAUUGCCACGGCCUGGUGGUUUCGGAGGUGGCGGUAUGCAUCCCACCUUCGACGAUCCACUGUUUCGCGGUCAAGGCGGACAGGGCGGGUAUGAUCCAAGAGUACCACCCGGCGCUCGUUACGAUCCGAUGGGACCUGGUGAUCCGCUGAGGGAGGAUAGAGGAAGAGGCCCCAUGUUCCCAGGCGGAGGAGGCUUUGGCGGACCUGGUGGUUUCGGCGGAGCAGGUGGACGACCGCCAAAUCCAUUCGGUGGCUUUGGCGAUGGAGACUUCAUCUGA